AUGUCCUCCUCUACCGACGCCAUGGCGUCGCCAUGCUCCCAUGAUCAAUUCGACGAACCAGACCGUGGCACGGUGCUGAACUACAUUUUCCAGGCGGCCUCCGACGAUGAGCUCUCCAUCUUCAAGGAGCUGGUCACGAUAAUACUGGACAAUGGCAGGGGCCGCCCCAAGGAAGCGAUUGAGGAAUUGAGGGUGGAAGAUGUCGGGCAGCUUGAAGGUUUCAGUGCGCUGCACAUCGCGGCCAGUAAAGGGAGUCUGGAGGUGUGCAGGUACCUCGUCGAGGAGCUGCUGGUAGAUGUGGAUCUGGUCGACAAGGAAGGUAGAACACCUCUGUUGUUUGCAACAUACCACAAUGGGGGUACUGCCGAAUAUCUUCUUGAUCAUGGCGCUAAUCAAGACAAAGCUGAUCACGAUGGGUCUACCCUGUUACAUUAUGCCGCUGAAUUAGGCAAUUGUGAAAUGGUAGAGCUUUUGCUUGCAAAAGGAGCUUAUGUUGAGCCGGUAUCUGCUUGUGGAACACCACUUCAUGUUGCUGCUGGUAAAGGGCAUUAUGGUGCUAUGAAGAUUUUACUGGACCACAAUGCAGAUUACAACAAGAUGGUAAAUGGCGUGACACCUCUUAUUGUUGCUACAGAUGCCAAGUCAAUGAAAUGUAUCAAGCUCCUAGUUAAGGCUGGUGCCAAUCUCAAGGAAGCUGCAGCAUAUACAACUCUCCACGCGGAAAAAGUGGUUUCAGAUUACUUUCUCAAUUGCAUAAUGGAGGACGUUGAUGCCAACCGUGAUGUUCCUUUUGAUGGGCCUAUGCUUAAACGGGAAAUCGUGACAUCAGGGCUUAUAUCACGAGGGAGCAACUCUUUAAAGAACAAGGAUUAUGUUGUCGCAGCAAAAUUGUACAGUAAGGCAAUGGUGCUUGAUCCUGAUGAUGCAGUCUUGUUCUCAGACAGGAGCCUUUGUUGGCUUCAACUGGGUGAUGGAAAAAAGGCUUUGCUAGAUGCUAAUAGAUGCAGAAAAAUGCGGCCUCACUGGCCAAAAGCUUGUCACCGGCAGGGUGAAGCUCUGAUGCUACUGAAGGACUAUGAGGGCGCAAGUGAACGGUUCUGGGAUGGACUCAAGUUGGACCCAGUGGACACUGAUAUCGAGGAUGCAUUACGGGAAGCUAUGAAGUCCUUGAAGACGUCUCGGUCUCGGAGCAUGAGAGCCAAUUGA
Molecule: messenger RNA, 1206 nt
Organism: Triticum turgidum subsp. durum (durum wheat)
Lineage: Eukaryota; Viridiplantae; Streptophyta; Magnoliopsida; Poales; Poaceae
Source: the annotation of a GenBank genome assembly